Molecule: messenger RNA, 595 nt
Organism: Drosophila novamexicana
Lineage: Eukaryota; Metazoa; Arthropoda; Insecta; Diptera; Drosophilidae
Product: S-phase kinase-associated protein 1
Exons: 2
Coding region: 87-575 (162 amino acids)
Biological process (GO): SCF-dependent proteasomal ubiquitin-dependent protein catabolic process
Cellular component (GO): nucleus; cytoplasm
Molecular function (GO): cullin family protein binding
Source: RefSeq, a predicted model, not a curated record
CUUUUCAUGUGGUGCCUUGAAAAUCACGUCGAUCCGCAUCUGUUGAGCAAAUUUAGUGACACUGAUAACAAAUCAAAAAAAUCUCAAUGCCAAUUAUACGCUUGGAAUCUUCCGAUAAGGAAAUUUUUGAUACCGAUAUCGAAAUUGCCAAAUGUUCGGAAACUAUUAAGACGGCACUUGAAGAUUUGGGUGACGAAAGCGACAAUAGUGUGCUACCCCUGCCCAAUGUAAACUCGACCAUAUUGCGCAAGGUGCUCCACUGGGCUACCUAUCAUGCCCAAGACGAUCCGCAGCAGCCCCAGGAGGAUGAGAACAAGGAAAAGCGCACAGACGAUAUUUCAUCCUGGGAUGCUGACUUUCUUAAAGUCGACCAAGGCACCUUGUUCGAGCUCAUUCUGGCCGCAAACUAUUUGAACAUCCAGGGCCUAUUGGAUGUCACCUGCAAAACGUGCGCCAAUAUGAUCAAGGGCAAAUCGCUUCAGGAUAUUCGCGAGACGUUCGCCAUAGCCAACGACUUUUCUCCAGCUGAGGAAGAGCAGGUGCGCAAGGAGAACGAAUGGUGCGAAGAGAAAUAAUAAGUGAGCGCAGUCUUUAA